This is a messenger RNA of Girardinichthys multiradiatus, 3167 nucleotides long. It is a transcript of the gene tmem185a, whose product is annotated as transmembrane protein 185. The record is from RefSeq and is a predicted model, not a curated record. The transcript has 7 exons. Bases 156 to 1214 code for a protein of 352 amino acids. Lineage: Eukaryota; Metazoa; Chordata; Actinopteri; Cyprinodontiformes; Goodeidae.
AAACCAAAAAACAUAACACACUGAGUAAUGAACCGGAGCCCUAAAUCGGAGCUGCCCCACAAAUUACAAUGUGUAGCAUUCAGAUUAGACGCUGAAGUUGCCUCCGGGGCUGAGGAAGCGGACAGUAGCUAGCUAGCCGAGCGGCCCUGGUCACCAUGAAUCUAAGAGGACUUUUUCAGGACUUCAAUCCCAGUAAGUUCCUGAUCUACUCCUGCCUGCUGCUGUUCUCCGUGUUGCUGUCCUUGAGGCUGGAUGGGGUCAUUCAGUGGAGCUACUGGGCCGUGUUUACCCCAGUAUGGCUGUGGAAACUGUUGGUGAUCAUCGGGGCCUCUGUGGGCACUGGAGUGUGGGCACACAACCCUCAGUACAGGGCUGAAGGGGAGACAUGUGUGGAGUUCAAAGCCAUGCUGAUAGCUGUGGGGCUCCACGUCCUGCUGCUGAUGUUUGAGGUGUUGGUGUGCGACCGCGUGGAGAAGGGGAAAUACUUCUGGCUCCUCGUCUUUAUGCCUCUCUUCUUCGUGUCGCCCGUUUCUGUAGCAGCGUGCGUCUGGGGUUUCAGACACGAUCGCUCCCUUGAGCUGGAGGUGCUUUGUUCUGUAAAUAUUCUGCAGUUCAUCUUCAUCGCUCUGAGGCUGGACAAAAUCAUCAACUGGCCUUGGCUGGUGGUGUGUGUCCCUCUAUGGAUCCUGAUGUCCUUCUUGUGCCUUGUUGUCCUCUACUACAUCAUCUGGUCAGUUCUCUUCCUCCGCUCCAUAGACAUCAUCGCAGAGCAACGCCGCACUCACAUCACCAUGGCAAUCAGCUGGAUGACCAUCGUUGUACCUCUCCUCACCUUUGAGAUCCUUCUGGUGCACAAGCUGGAUGGCCACAACAGUCUGAGCUACGUGUGUGUGUUUGUCCCCCUGUGGCUCUCCCUGCUCACACUCAUGGCCACCACCUUCGGACAGAAAGGAGGGAACCACUGGUGGUUUGGUAUCCGUAAGGACUUCUGCCACUUCCUGCUGGAGCUGCUGCCCUUCCUCAGGGAGUACGGUAACGUGUCCUAUGACCUCCAACGCAGCGAGGACCCAGAGGCGGUCGAGGAUCUGCCAAUUCCUGAGCCGCCGCCAAAGAUCGCCCCCAUGUUCCACAAGAAAACCGGAGUGGUGAUCACACAGAUUCCUGGGAAGUACUUUGUCCCUCCACCAAAACUCUGCAUCGACAUGCCCGACUAACCGUCAGAGCCGGAGUGCCUGCAGCUGCUGGACUCAUGUUUUAAAACUAUGAAAGCCAAAACAGCAGAGGACACUGUGUAUAGAUUUAUCUGCUGACCUGAAGGAUUACCUAAACUGUGCAACAGCACGCCCUGCAAGGGGAGCUCUUCAGAGCCAGUGUAGCGGUGGCUCAAAAUUCAUCACACUGGUUUCAUCAGCUGUUUGAAGACUCUUCCCAAAUCUGUCUAAAAUGAAAUUAGUUGAACUGACUGUUUUUCACCUCUUGGUGAAGUCGCACUGUGUUGCUUAUUCCUUGUUAUAUCCAGUCUGAUGAACAUUUUGGGGUAUUUGAUUACAUAGAUGUCUGAGAUUCUCUUUAAUUAACACAUUUAAGUUUGCUUGAAGCUGAGUCGUACAGCAGAGUUGGAUCAGAGUGGAUCGGACUCUGAAACGUUGACUCCAGGGUUAAAGGGCAUGUGUCAAAAAUGACAUUUGCAUCAGUUUGUGAUGGGGACCAUUGGAAAGACACUGGCUUCAUUAUGGGAUCAGUGUACCCCAUUUGUUUCUGCUAUCUCUUUUAUUUGGCCAUGCGUGACUAAAUAAAAGAAAUAAGGGGUUUGAUUUAAUAGUUUUUUCAGGUUUGUUUAAAUGCAAUCCUUGCAUCUCUGUGCACUCAAGAGUAAGUCACUGUAAUCACACCAGAGAUUCUUUCCAGCCAUUAAUAAUUUAUUACUAAAUACUCAUUUCCAACAGCCACAAUAUGUUCUUUAUAAACUAACCAUCUUUCAUUCUGGAUUUUUCUGUCCUUUUCCCUCGUAUUAUUAAAAAACAGCUUUUCAGUAAAGCUGUUUAACAAUAAGCAUGACAGAGAGAUGGUUUGUUGCUGCAGGGACGGCACCAUUUGAAAAUAUUCUGUUGAUUUGACUACAUUAGUUGUCUUACAGCUGACAUUUCUGAAAGCACUUUGGUCCAUUGUGACAGAGUGCCUUUCCAUAUCGUUGCCAUUUGAUUUUAAUCUAAACAACUUUACUAGAGAUGCACCAAUCAGACUUUGUGGUCGAUUUCUGAUCUCUGGCUUAACCUCUGACCUGUCAAAACCAGUUUUAGCCCAACCAGAUUUCUCUUUAAGAACUAUAACAUAGGAAAGGCCAAAGCAUUAUUCUUUUUUUUUUUUUAAAGAUUUUAAAAUAAAGCCAAAUCAUCAUGGAGUGGAUAUUUUAAACUCUUUUCUGGACCUUAUAUUUCCCUAGGUAGCAUCUUGAAAAUCUCAUCUUUGUGUGUAAAUCCCAGAGAUGGGAGAUCCUUACCUUAUGCUCUGGGAUAUCAUUUCCAAAUCCAGCACUUUCCAGAACAGACAGAGGUUAAAAGGUCAAAAUGAGAAAACAGAACAACGAGGUUGGAAUAUGUUCAGCCUUCCUGUUAUCUGCUAAACAUUUUGCUCUCUCAGCCUAACUAGCCCAUAGUCUCAUAUUGUAGAAAAUUCUGUUUGUUUUCAGUUUCUUGCAUCUCCGAGCUUCUGCUGCUGCUGAAAAUAGCUAACCUUCUCCCUCAGUAACAGCAUCCACACUAAAGAGUGUUGUUAACACAACUUGUCAGUUCUUCAGGAUGCUUUAUUUCGCUGAAAAAGCUUGUUCUUUUAGGCAUCUGACCAGCUUGCAUUGGUCAGGGUCUGCUAAUUUCUCUGUUCUCGUUUAAUCAUCACAGGCCAAUGUAUGAGAAAAGAAAAAGUUUGAUCACAGUGACUUGUUCUUUAAUGUGUUUGCAAGCAUUGUUGUUAAAAAUGAACCUGAUUAAAAUGUUUUGUUUUUUUUCAUUAGGAGAAAAUCAGAAAUGGCACUUUGUUAACCUGUUCCAAGAGAAGCACUGUAGGACUUCUUAUGUUUUGUAUACUUUGUUUUUCUCUGUUUUUGUAAAUACUACAGCUCCUGAAGGUUGGGACCAGAAGAUUGAAAUAAAAUCAGUCCUAUAAUCCUA